Messenger RNA from Lolium perenne, 1467 nucleotides. RefSeq names its product cold-regulated protein 27. Gene Ontology annotation, biological process: response to cold; regulation of circadian rhythm. NCBI's taxonomy places the organism in Eukaryota, Viridiplantae, Streptophyta, Magnoliopsida, Poales, Poaceae. The record is from RefSeq and is a predicted model, not a curated record.
GGCUGUGGCUUCCUUCCUUCGUCACUUUGGUCAUUCUCUCCGUGCCGCCUCUCUCUCCUCCCCACGGCCCGGCGGAAUCCCAUAAAUAUCUUCUUCUUCCCGCGACGAUUUCUCGAUCUGCUGUGCAGAGUUCCGCCGAGCGCUCGCCUGGAUCCUGCGAAAUUUGCUGGGGUCUUUUCUUUGGCUUAGUAGUGUGUUCUUGUUUUCCCGGAUUGCUGUGGAGGGUCCAAAAUCUUUUCCGCGUUUCUCUUCUCCUCUGAAAUCAUCCAAUCUCGAGUGAUUUAUGCUCUUCUCCCACAAAUUUCUUCUUCCUUGAUCUCCUACCGCUCCACAGAGAGUUCACAAAAAAAUAUCUACGAGGAGAAGAUCUCGUAUUCGUAUAUAUAGUUCAGGACGAAAAAAGAAAAUCCUUUUGGGAGUUUCUGGCCCCCUUGUUGGUUCCUUCUUUUCUUCGGAAGGAAGGAUCAAAUGGGUGAUUUGUCUCUGGAGCGACCGAAUAAGGCAGAGCGGGUGGCUCAGGGUAAUCAGAUUUCAGACUUGGUGUCAGCAGGCUGGACAGAUGAGACGCACACACUUUACAUAAGCUCCAUGGAAACUUCUUUCAUGGACCAACUCUACAAUCAUGGAAGCAAAUCGAACCACAAAGAUCCAAGCGGCGAUGGGUUCAAGGUUCUCCGCGGUGGAGUGUGGGAGAAACACAAAUUUGAGCGGACCAAUGCUUGUGCUCCAGUCAGUAGCAAAUGCCGCCUGCCUGCGAGCCCGUGGAUUCGACAUUUCAGACCACGUGAAUACAGCGGUAACACAGGAGGUCAUGGCGAAGAAAUUUCAGUGGGUGAUCACGAAUCGGGUAUCCGAACUGUCCAUGGGAGGACUUCGCUGUCGCAUGGAAGGGAAUUGGGAGCUUGCAUGGCACCAAACCUUCUCGCUGAAAAUGCAGAGGCUUCUGAUCAGAACUUUGCUGACGAUGAGGGGGAAGUUGAUGCAGAAUCAAGUAAAGCAUGCAAGAAAAGGAGACUAAGCAUUACUUCCACAUACUGUGACUGAAUGAUCAAGUAAUGCACAUGAUUAACUAUAUUAGUCAGUUGCAAACGUUAUGAAAAGCAACAAACUCAGUUACUCAAAAGAGCUUGUUUGCUACCUCAAAAUCUAUUGGGAAAUUGGAGCAAGGAUGCUCUGAAGUAAAACAUGGAAGAAUAUUUCUCGGUAGAUGUGCAACCAGUGAGUACUGAGGAGUUAAGUGUUGGCGAUUUAACAGAUUAGAUUCUUCUGGUUAUGUGUCUGACUAUUUUCCAGUUUCCUUCAGAUUGGGUAGUCCACUCUUGUGUCACUAUCCUGUCAGGCAUAAAUGUAGUAGUAGGUAAUAUUGUUUAUUUUACUAGAUAUAAAAUGUAAUGCAUUUGUUGUUGUUGUGUGUCUGACAAAUGCUUCUUUCAAUAUGAAUGAAGUGUUCAUGCUUGUUCGCACGAA